AUGUCUGUUUAUAUUCACAAAGCAUUUAUUAGUAAGAAUGAAUGUAUAGGAGAUCAUAAUUAUUUCUAUCAUGAAGGUUAAAACAAGUAAGAACAAUCAAAGUUAAAUCAGAAAAAUUAAGAUGAAAAUACUCAGAUCGAUAAAUUACAUCACAAUAUACAAAAAUAAUAAUAAAUGAUUAAUCAAUUAGAAUCAUAAAAUUCAAAUUACAAUUAAAUUAUUAUUAAAUAGGAACAAUAGAUUUAAUAGCUUUUAAAUUAAUUGAAAUAAUAAGAAAAUUAUUAAGAAACUUAACUUAAAGAGUUGAUUGAUGAAAAUUAAAAAUUAAAGAUUAUUAUAAAAGAAAACUAAAUUCAUUCUUAAAAUAUUAACUUCCUUGAAUAUCAAGAAGUAAUUGUUUAGACGGAAGAAAAAAAUGAAACAAUCUUUUUAGAUAAAUCACAAUAAAUUGAAAUUGCAGUUUAAAAUAAGCAGAUUUAGACUGAUAUUAUUAUGAAUGAUACAUCUAAAGAAGCAAAAAAAAAUACUUAACCAUUAAAAUUAGAUGUUAAAACAAUUAAAAUAUAGCCUAUAUAUUAUUACUAAUCUUGA
Molecule: messenger RNA, 591 nt
Organism: Paramecium sonneborni
Lineage: Eukaryota; Ciliophora; Oligohymenophorea; Peniculida; Parameciidae
Source: the annotation of a GenBank genome assembly